AGAGGCCGGCAGCAAUCACAGCGUGUUACGCCGAGCUAUGUACGGCCGUGACCCAGCCAGGAGCUCCAUUGCGUCACCCUCAUAGGAAGCAGGCUGGGCGCGGUUAUGUGGGGGGCAGGACGAAACAUUAGGCGUGGUCAUUGGGUGCGCUCGCAGUGGAGGGUGUGGCCAGCGAUUGCGCCUGCCGUUGUGGGCGGGGUUAGGCGGGUUCCGCUGUCUCUAGUCGUCUGAGGUCGGCGCUCCGGGCGGUGUAUAGCCGGGGAAGGGAGCGCCUGGUCAGCGGCACACCUCGAACACAGACCCGGCUCUGCCUUCAGGUGAUCCUGUGAAUUUGUAAGAGGGGAAGAUUUGAUGUGGCGAAGUGCCAUCCAGACUAGAAGAUGACAACAGAAGAGGUGCUUGUGGUUGCGAAGUUUGACUAUGUGGCCCAGCAAGAUCAGGAACUUGAUAUAAAAAAGAACGAGCGACUUCUGCUCCUGGACGACUCAAAAUCCUGGUGGCGUGUCCGAAAUUCCAUGAACAAAACUGGCUUUGUGCCUUCUAAUUAUGUAGAGCGAAAGAACAGCGCCCGGAAGGCCUCCAUUGUGAAAAACUUGAAGGAUACAUUGGGUAUUGGGAAGGUGAAAAGGAAACCGAACAUGCCGGAUUCCUCUUCUACAGCCGAUGAAAGCUUCUCCGACACUGAGCGCCUGUAUGACCUUAACAUGCCAGCUUACGUGAAAUUCACAUACACGGCGGAGAGGGAUGAUGAGCUGUCCUUGGUGAAAGGCACAAAGGUGAUUGUAAUGGAAAAGUGCAGUGACGGCUGGUGGCGGGGUAGUUACAAUGGACGCGUAGGCUGGUUCCCGUCAAACUAUGUUACUGAAGAGAGCGAUAGCCCUUCUGGUGACCAAGUGAGCACGCUUUCGGAAAAACUGGCCGCCGUGGUCAACAAUCUGAAUAAUGGUCGCUCGCUCCAUGUCGUCCAGGCUCUGUAUCCAUUUAGCUCGACCAAUGAGGAAGAACUCAAUUUUGAGAAGGGUGAAAUGAUGGAUGUUAUUGAGAAGCCAGAGAACGAUCCCGAGUGGUGGAAGUGCCGGAAGAGCAAUGGUCUUGUAGGCCUGGUGCCAAAGAACUACGUCACUAUAAUGCAGAACUUUCAGCCAAGCUCAGGUUAUGAGCCACUGCCGCCACGCUGUGACUACAUUGGACCCUCUGUCUCUGGACGCUUUGCCGGCAACCAGUGGUAUUAUGGAAAGGUAACACGACACCAGGCAGAAAUGGCACUCAACGAGCGAGGAAAUGAAGGGGACUUCCUAAUUAGAGACAGUGAGUCUUCGCCAAAUGAUUUCUCUGUGUCAUUGAAAGCCCAAGGGAAGAACAAGCAUUUCAAAGUACAGAUGAAAGACAAUGUGUACUGCAUUGGCCAGCGCAGGUUUACCACCAUGGAGGAGUUGGUAGAACAUUACAAAAAGGCCCCAAUUUUUACCAGCGAGCAGGGCGAGAAACUCUAUCUAAUCAAGCCUUUGUCAUGAGGAAGCUGUCUGAGAAGUAGGGGUUGACGGAACUCCUCCAGGUUAGGUGCUUUCACUGAAUGACUGAACACCACAGAAUAGAACCAAAGGCAUCUCCUGGCCCUGCUGAGAAGGACAUGUUCUGUACCGUUACUUUCCUCAUUAUUCAUUGGAUUAUACUCCCUUUUUCAUGUCCUUUUCUAUUUACAGUACUAUCUACAUUUCCAACCUUGCGCGUACCCUUCUAUUAUUUUCUUUCUCUACAUUCUGCCUUACUAUUGUAACAUAUCAGAGACUGAGAAAUGUGUAACCUCUGCAUUUGGGGGUCUGAGCAAUGUGAUUGUGGUUUUCCCCCAACCCUAACCGAACGAGGAUCACAUCGGAUGACAACACACCACAUAUCACAUCCUCAUGCUGCUUUUUGUUACGUCCACUCUGUGCUUUAGACUAUGAAUUUUAUUGGGCAUCCUCAACCUGGAUGGAGUGCUGUCUUCACUGUGGAAUAUACCCAUGUCUUCUGCCCCGGUCGCCACGUAUCAGACUGGCACUGCGUGUAAUCAUUGUUUCUUCAUUUGUUAUUUCCUUGUUCGUAUCCAAAACAUUUCAUAUUUAUUUGUUUACAAAGCAUUGACUGCCUUCCGGGUCAGUUACUAGUUACAAUAUUUAAUGCACCCAUAUACCAGGUCUGAGUACCUCUCUCUGUAUCUUGCCCUAGUUAGAGGCUAUUUCUGAUGAGCAGAUGUCUAAUUCACAAUGCUGUGAAUCACUUUCCAUUCGCUGUUAUAUCAAUGUUUGUGUUUUUUUUUUAAAUAUAUAUAUGUGAGCUCUUUAAAAAUAGUCUCUGCAACUUGUGGCACCCCCAAAUGAUGGUGAUCUAUGAUCCCCAUUCUCCUGUGCUGGUGGAUGGGAGUGUUUAUUACUAGUAAGCCACCUCUGAUACAGCACCUUUUUUCCCUUUCGCCAGCAGUGUCAGAAUCCAGAAGAAAAAAAACCUUCACGUGCAGAAGUGUUAAUUAUGUUACCUUGCAUUGUUUUUCCAGGAGGAAGGGAUAUUUCUUUCCACUUUUUUAAUGGUCUUUUUAUGUGUGCCAAAGCCUUUAGUUAAUUGAAAUAUUUUCCCAUAGUGGGGGACACUAACAAAUCUAGGUACAUAAGUCAAAUAUUUCAUUAAAAAUAAAAUCACUUUAAUACUAAUCAGAAUUACUGUUGCUAUUAGAAUAUAUUUACCUGUAAAUCUUAUUUGCAUACAUUACAGUUACGCAUAGCAAUGGCUGCAGUUAGUAGUUAUAUGGUGUCUUAAUCGCCAGCUGUGACGAUAAUGCCACAAAUGUAAUUCAUCUUAUUUUAGCUUACCGGUGUCGCAGAGGUGUACACGUAUUACAUGUGUGCUGCCAUCCCUCGUAUGUAAUACAAGGUACAUGUCUCUCGAUCAGAAGGGCAACUCAUCACUACUUCCUGUGUGUGAACAACUGCAACACCAAAGACUCAAAAUCUUAUUGUCCUUACACCAACCGUCAUAAAGGUUUGAAGCACUUUGGGAGAGAUGACUUGAAGAAAGAUAAAGUACCAGCCAAUCAGCUUUUAACUAACAUUACAGGCUGUGUUUGUAAAAUUACCGGAGCUGAUUGGUUAGUACUAUAGGGUCUAUUCAUGAAGCAGUGAAAAGGGUGGAAAAGUGAGCCAGUGGAGAAUCAGCAUUGAACUAACAUUUAUAAUUUUCAUAUUAUGUAAUUGUACGGAGCAGCUGAUUGGUUGCUUCUCCAUAGGCUCACUUCUCCACUAUUUUCACUGCUUUAUGAAUAGACCCCUAUAUCUCUCUCCAAGCUUUGAUAUAGCUCCCCCCUUUGUGCCGUAUGCCUCAGUGUCAUGUCACUUGUUCCUAGUAAACGGAACUUCUAGUUAUUCAUUCAGUCAACGAUAUUGCUGUCUCCACUGUGUAGAGGACUGUGGGGGGAGAUUUAUCAAACUUUGUAGAAAGGACAGUUGGAGGUGUUGCCUAUUACAACCAAUCAGAUUUUAGCUAUCCUUUAUCUAGUACAUUUUUGUAAAUUGAUAACUUGAAUUUGAUUGAAUGCUUUGGGCGACACCUCCACUUAUGCUCUUUACAUUGUUUGAUGAAUGUUUCCGUGUGUCCCUUUUUGCAAUACUAAUACUAGUGGUCAUUGGGCUUGGCCUACAUUGCUGGAUGGCCUAUUAAUACUGGUCUUUGAUGAGGAUUUCUUUACAUUGCCCACCAAGCACUGUUCUUGCAGUAGUCCUCAUCUGUUUCCUAAUCCCGUUUUAUAAGCUAAAUGUAUUCACUUUACUCUAAAACUUAAUCCAGAUCAUUAGGUUUAGUUCUGUUUAAGACUUGCCCUUCAGUCAAGACAUUUAGCAGAUGAGAAUGUCUUUGCAAUAUCUACCAUAUGACUUAACUAAAAGACCAAAACCUAUUCUCACUUUUGAUAGUAUUAGUUAAGGCAAUAUAUUGCAUGACCGUUCAUUGGAGGUGCAGCUCUCCUUGGGUUUUAAAUUAAAUAUAUGAAACGGAUUUAUUCAAACAAAAGAAUAAACUUUUAUACUGAGAGAAGUCUGGUUAUUUAUUAUUUCAUAUAUGCAUGGCUGUUGACCCUGAAAAGUGCGCCUAUUGUCUGUAUACAGUAGAGGCAGAUAUUUUGUAGCAUUUUCCAUCCCAAUGAGAAUGUAACCAAUCAAAUUCCUCUGAUCCAAUGACAUCACUGAUUCAAAACCCUUUGUGCUUCAGUAAUGUCUCUGCUUACCAAUAAAACUAUAUCCUGUAUUGUGUACAAAUGGCUUUCUCCAAUGCAGGAAAUUGGAUACCACAAAAUGGCUGCCUCCAGACUCUAUGUAGGCAUCAAAUCUUACUGAAGGGUAGCUAAUCAUUAAGGCUGAACUGUGAUGGGUCCAACCUUGAGCUUUAUAUUUUAAACUAAACAAGGGGCACUGCACCUUUAUUUCAUUGUUGGAAUUUCUGAGCCCUUAUAAGCUACUCGUUACUCAGCUGAUGUUUUCUUUGCAAAGAAUAUACUAUUUGAGAUGUUCCAUAUCAUCGGUGUGUGUUUGUAUCUCAACGGAGUGUGUUAUGGACAAUACAAUGUGUAAAUACUGUACUCUCACUUGUCUCAGUCUCUUAGGGUUGGCAUUAUGAAGAUCUGUACACAUACAGACCUGGUUACCAAUAGGCAAGCUUUCAUGACUAUAAAUGCUUCAUUACAUAAUAGCUGGAUAUAUAGAGUAAUCCCUCACUCCUGGCAGAUGGAAGUAGGGCAGCUCAAGUGGUAGAUUUCUCACGCUCCGUAUUCCCCGUUGCCUUGCCGGUGAGCACCAGUUUAUGUACAGUACCACUGACGAGUACAGCUGCUCCUGAGCCAGAAGGGAUCCCAGGUGACUUCUGUGCAGUGUCAUAUAGUUGUUAUAAAAUAUUAUACAUUGAAGGAUAUGACAUGAAAAGCCUUCUGUGAAUAAAAAUGUGUAUACAAAACCUAA
This is a messenger RNA of Pseudophryne corroboree (corroboree frog), 4979 nucleotides long. RefSeq names its product NCK adaptor protein 1 (gene NCK1). The transcript is spliced from 5 exons. Lineage: Eukaryota; Metazoa; Chordata; Amphibia; Anura; Myobatrachidae. Gene Ontology annotation, molecular function: signaling adaptor activity; receptor tyrosine kinase binding; ephrin receptor binding. Bases 381 to 1514 code for a protein of 377 amino acids. The record is from RefSeq and is a predicted model, not a curated record. Gene Ontology annotation, biological process: positive regulation of endoplasmic reticulum stress-induced intrinsic apoptotic signaling pathway; negative regulation of endoplasmic reticulum stress-induced eIF2 alpha phosphorylation; negative regulation of PERK-mediated unfolded protein response.